Messenger RNA from Paracoccidioides lutzii Pb01, 198 nucleotides. RefSeq lists its product as hypothetical. The transcript has 2 exons. The record is from RefSeq and is a predicted model, not a curated record. Bases 1 to 198 code for a protein of 65 amino acids. Gene Ontology annotation, molecular function: protein binding.
AUGCAGCAACAGCAAACACCAAAUUUUCAGGCACAGCAACUGAGCGUCAUUCUUCUACUCCGUCAGGUUUCUCGAAUAAAGGAGCGUGUUGAAGAAAAGGAAGGCAUCCCACCGGUUCAACAGCGGCUUAUUUAUGGAGGGAAACAGAUGGUAUGGGGGUGGGAUGUUCCGAUUACGAGGAGGCUACUUUACGACUAG